AGGGCCUGACCAUAGCAACUGGAAUAACUGUGCCCUGGUGCCAGCCAGUACAUAGGUAGGAACUUUGUAAAGCUGAGAAGAACAUGAGGUAUCAUUCUCUCCCAGAAUGUAUAUGAUGAUCAAAACACAGUGCUGGCACCACUGUGCUCAUAAUGUAUUGGACCUAUUUGGAGUCCUGGCAACUCUGUCUUAUUUUGAGGAGGAAAUCCUAAAGCAUCCUGUAGUCUGGUUUGACUCGAGCUAGUUUGUGUCACGGUUACACAGCAUGAUUUUCAUUUUUUUCUACCAGCUAGAACUGGGAACAAAUCGUAGAGAGGUAGGGAUCAGAGAUCUGUAGAGUCACCAAGUCUGUCCCCAGCUCUGGAGCAAGAUCAUCUCAAAGGCCUGCAAUAAUGCAGACUCUGAAAUCUAUUCCUGUACUUGAAACCCAAAUGCACACAGAAACCAAGCAAAAUAAUCCUAACCUGGUGUGUUUCUUGCUUAAUUCAAAUGCCUUUGUGAUGGACAGAGCAGGAAGAACAUUUUGUUUUCUUUCUCUUUGCGUUCUUGGGAGGUGUUGUUUUGCUCCCUCAGUUUUCACAUCUGUAAGACAGAUCAUCUUCUUGAUGCUCUCUGGGCUCCAGCUAAUUCAGUAUCUGCCUUCAGCUGGGGUGCCAUGGGUUGAGCACAGUGCUCCCAGUGAGGCCAGAUAGAUGCUGAGAAUUUCUGUCCUGCAGAUGCAGCAUGUUUGUACAGCUCAGUCUCAUUGCAGCAGCACGACUGCGUUGAUUUCCUCAGCCUGUAAUUCGGUGUAACUCUUUUUCUCUCAAUAUUAGUGAUCUGGAGUCCCUCUAUAGGUAUUCUUGAUUACAUCUAACUGUAUAAUGGACCACCUACAAAGAAUAAAGUAAUUCUCCCUUUUUUUGGCUGGUUUUCUAUAACUGGUAAACGUCUUAAAAUAAAAAUGCAGCUUGACAAGCAUACUGUCUUUAGACAUUUGAGCCAUUCAAAUAAGAAUAAUGUUUUACUCUAUGGGAUUGACUGCUUUUGGUUUUUUUAGGUAGUGAGUAUUUAAUCUUUAUAUUUGUCUAGUGUGCAGUUUUCCUAUUAUCCUAAAGCAGUUUCACCUGGGCCACAAGCGAUGGUCAUUUCAACAUCAGUUGAUAAAAUAUUUUUCGUGUGAUUUGUUACCUAAGUUGGUUUUGAUCUGCUCACAGACAGUAAAUGAUAAACAGCAACCUGGAGUGAUUUUUGCAUUGUGUGGUAGACUCACCAGACAUUAAGCUGUGUUUGGUUCACAGCUAUCAGGGAAUGCGGGGUGAACAGAAAGGGGAGGAAAACAGCCUCAUCAGAGACAGUGCAAUCCUGUGAUUUAUGCAGGGCACCUUGCCCAGCACUGGACUGCUAGAAGAUAUUUUUCCCUGCAGCAUUCGAGCGUGACUUUAGAUCUACCUGGUUUUAACCUACUACAAGGAAAAGAAGCUUUUUAACCACUAAUCGUAUGUCCCUUUCCACAUGUGUAAUUUCUGUCUUGAUACUGGGGGGGAGGGAAAAAAAACCAAACCAAACGAAAAAAGGCUGAGUAUUAGUUAUCUAAGGCUUCUUGUUUAGUUGCCUUGUGCUCUGAGGGUAGUGCUUGAGUAAUAGUUGCAAGCAGGGCUGGUGGGCAGGAGGGAAUAGAUCUGAAGCUGCUUUCAGGCUAUUCAGAACAAGAGAAGCUCACUGAUAAACUGCAGCUUUCUACAAAAUUUAUUCUUGUGUGUGCAGGGAGAGCUUUAGGUACUUUAUAAGCAGCUCCUUCUCUGUGAGUUUUUGCUGCUUUUCCUUAGUGAGCUCCAAGGUUUUUUGAGAGGUGCAUUGGGGAGAUUUUACACCUCCAGACUCCUGUUUGGCUGCAGGCAGUUUCCUCUGGGCUUCCUGCUCAGUGGCUCUGGUGGUGGUUUCGCAUUGUUCCCCACUGAUGACUCAGAGAAACAGGAAAGAGAUCCCUGGUGAACAAAAAGCACAACCACCAAACAGGUGCCUGUAUUCUGGUGCUGCAGAGGACAAACCACCUCAUUCUGGACUUUUUCCUAAGAUUCUUAUCUGCAAGUAUGAGACUCAGGAGGAAUGGGUCAUACACGCUGAAUGGGAAGUCCAAGGGAAAGCCAAAUGGUAAAAAGCCAGCACCGGAAGAGAAGAAACUUUACCUAGAGCCAGAAUACACAAAAUCCAGAAUUACUGACUUCGAAUUUAAGGAGCUAGUGAUGUUACCACGGGAAAUAGACCUCAAUGAGUGGCUUGCCAGCAACACAACAACUUUCUUUCAUCACAUCAACUUACAGUAUAGUACAAUCUCAGAGUUCUGUACAGGAGAGUCAUGUCAGACCAUGGCAGUGUGCAAUACACAGUACUACUGGUAUGAUGAGCGGGGAAAGAAGAUCAAGUGCACUGCUCCUCAGUACGUUGACUUCGUCAUGAGCUCGGUGCAGAAACUAGUGACAGAUGAGGAUGUCUUUCCAACAAAAUAUGGCAAGGAAUUCCCAAACUCCUUUGAGUCCCUAGUGAAGAAGAUCUGCAAAUACCUGUUCCAUGUGCUGGCCCAUAUCUACUCCUCACACUUUAAGGAGACUUUGGCACUGGAGCUGCACGGACAUUUAAACACACUCUACACACACUUUAUCCUAUUCAUCAGGGAGUUCAACCUCGUGGACCCUAAAGAGACCACCAUCAUGGAUGACCUCACGGAGGUCCUCUGCAGCAGCAGCAGCAGCGGGAGCAGCAGUAACGGCAGCGGCAACGGCAGCAGCAACAGCGCAGGAGCACAGAACCACGUGAAGGAGAGAUGAGCCCUCCUGCUGGACCCACACUAACAUGACAAACGAUAGAACCUAUUGUGUGUGUGUGUAUGUAUAUGUUCAGAUAUACAUACGGGCAUAUGCAGCCAUGAAAGCUGACCGCAGAGAUGCUGCCCCGCAGGACGCGCCGUCGUACGGGGCUGUUCGGAGCUUUGGGUUCAUGCGCCAGCCGCCGAGAAGUUGCACCAGUUUUAUUUUAUUUUCUGUCCACUCCUCCUUUUACCUAUUCAGAUGGAUGACGAGUGCUGUUUUUAGAGAAGAGCCAAGCUUGAGAGUGGGGUCACUCUUGGUUAUUUUGGUUGUUUUUUAAUUUUUUUUUUGGUGGUUUUUUUUUUUUUCUCCUUUUGUUUGGUUGGUUGAUUUUUCUGAUUUUCUUUCUUUGGUCUUGAGUGCAAGCCCUUUGGUCUUUCUAGGAUGGUGGUCCUGCCAUUUAAAAAGUAUCUAUUAUAUUAUAAGAAGUAACUUUUACUUUGAAGUGGCUUAAAAUGCAGGUUUGUUCGGGGGUGUUUUUUUGGGGGGUGGUUUUUGGUUUGGUUUUACAUAGACUGCCCCUUACCCUGCCAAAAGCUCCCCCACUGAGUGCAUCUUGCCCUUUUGUUAGCUUGGAAUGGGAAGAAACUCCUGGUUUAACUAGAGUAGCAGCUAGUGGCUUGCUACAUGUUGAAAGUGGGGCAAGAUUCUCCAGUUGUCCCAUCUAGUCGGUCACAAGGUGUGAACGUGCAAGAGGAUCCACAAACCUUUCUGCUUAUUGCUCCUACAACAUAUAUACUCUUUUCUCUGCUCCCCUGCCUCUUCUUUUCCCAGGCACACCUGCACAGGUAACAGGAGUAGGAUCACUGCAGUCCAGAACCAUGUGCAAGAGUCACCACCGUUUGCUUUCCCUUAACAGAGGCCCGGGGAGGGGAGGAGAAGGGUAAUACUGAGUCAGUCACCGCCUGUGCUAGAAAGAUGGCUGUUGGCAUAAAAUUAUAUUGUUGGCUUAUUUUAGUUCAUCUGUUCUAUAAUAAUAAAAACAAAUCUAUCAGCCACAA
Messenger RNA from Sturnus vulgaris (Common starling), 3847 nucleotides. It is a transcript of the gene MOB2, whose product is annotated as MOB kinase activator 2. The record is from RefSeq and is a predicted model, not a curated record. NCBI's taxonomy places the organism in Eukaryota, Metazoa, Chordata, Aves, Passeriformes, Sturnidae.